AUGACAACAGGUACACACGAUCCACAGAGUUUGUUUGUGUACACACGAUCCAUCCUUCAAGCAGCGCUUCAAAGGAUAUCCAAUGAGGGUGCGGAGAUCAGGGAGGAGGCGGAGCUGCAGAAGACGGCCAACGAGCUUGCUAGCGUGGAUCGUUCCAUCGUGGACCACAGAUCCCUCCUCCACCAGGUCACUUCCUAUCCCAACAGGAAGUUAAAAGACCCAGGCUUUCUGCCCUACGACCCCUCCCUGAUUCCAGAGACCCUCCCCUUGACUCCUGAUCCCUCCUCCCCCUCAUACACCCCCCAGCUGGUUUCCGGGGCGUCGCUAGGGGGCGGGGGCUGGUCAGCGAGGCGGUUCGACCGCCGUCUGAAGCCGUUGGAGGAGCUGAGCGACUGCUACUUCCUGUCUCUGACGCUAGAACAGCUGGGCAACGCAGAACGCCGUCUCCGUGGAGACCAGAGUGUUCUACACAACCGUCGCAUCACACACAGGCUCUCUAGGACGCUUUCACACACACAGUUCCUGUUCCAGCUCUGGGACCAGGAGGAGGAGGAGGACCUGGAGGAGGAUGGGGCGGGGCUAGAGGGAGGAAGCGGCGUGAUGUCACAUCCUGUGGCAGGGGCGGGUCCACCGAGCCUGGAGUCGUUCUUCUCCUGCGUGGAGGAGGUGUCAAUCAAACUGGAGACAGGAAGUGGAGGGGCGGAGCCGACACUUGAUCCUGAGGGAGAAGGAGUAACCGCGGAGACGAGACCAGGCAGCGUGAGCAGCGGAGACAGCAUUGAGGUUCUGGGGACGGAGCGCUCGUAUAGAACACAGGGACUAACCCACGUGGAACUCAGAGAGUUGUCUGGUGGGUUGGGUCAAGGUGAAGGCUGUGAUGUGGUGCGGAGUUGUGCCCCUGCGGAGGUGUGGAUGAGACGUGACGUGCGGUCCCUGGCACGGAGGGCGAACAGCGAGGACAGUAUUGAGAUCAUCAGCACCUCAGACUCCAUCUUCCCCGACGACCUCAUCUUCAACGCCAUCACAGAGGAGGAGCCUGAGGAGCAUGGAAUCAUGGGUAGUGUAAUCCAGGAAGAGGAGGAGGAGGAGGAGGAGGCAGCAGGUGAGGACGCGCCCAUUCAGCAGCACAGCACCCUGGGUAUUGUAGUUCACGAGGAGGAGGAGCAAACUCUGCACCAAAGAAUCCUGGGUAAUAUAGUCCAGACGGAGGGAAAGGAGGAGCUCGAGGACACUCCCACUCGGCUGCACCGCACCCUGGGUAUUGAAGUCCGGGAAUUGGAUGAGGAGAAGCCAGAGAGAUGGGACACUCCGGCCCCCUUGUCUGAGCCCCAGAGAACUCUGGUCCACCAGGUGUCAGUAGAGGGCUCCUCCCAGCAGUACGAGGAUCAUCAUGCCAACGGCGAGGUCAGAGGUCAGGCUGGGAGUGACAGCAGGCGGGUGGUGGUGCCUGACCUCCAGGUGAACUUUUCUAUCCCCUUGAGGUUAGAUGUUAGAGGUCGGGGGUCAGGGGGGCAGCGGUUGCUAGGCGACACCCCUUACAGGCUGAGUGUAGACGAGGCAUCGGACUGUAUGAGCAACAUCAGCACCUCUCCAUCUUCCUCUCUGCCCCCCACACAUCUCCAUGGCAACCACAGCGCUGGUAAUCCGCGACGACAUCAGCGCCAGAGGAGGAAGGCGGGUCCUGGAGCCCUCAGGUUCCUGCGGCAGAAUUCCUUCUCCCAGAGUGCCGUGUUCUGCCUGCUAAGUGGACGGCCGCUGGUGGUGAUUGGUGGAGAGGAGGGUUCCGUGAGGAGGACGGUCGCUGCCCUCUCGCUCUACCUGCCUUCACCUGGUCGCUAUGGAGAUGCUGUGCAACCUUACUUGGCCACGCCUCUUCAGCUGACAGACCUGCUCACCUGGAGACUCAUCGGAAUCCACAGGACGUCUCCUACAGCUCCCAGCAUGCUUCACUCUCUGGCUCGUUACGGACGGUACCUGGCCGUGCUGGACCUGGACCAGCGUACACUGAGAAGCCCCGCCUACCACGGACACCUCAUUGGCCGGCUGGCCAACCCCCACACUCUGAUAGGUCGUGGCAGCACCUACCUUCUCCACGUGGAGAGCUGCCUCGCUGAGCUGACCGCUAAGGCCUUCCUGUUCUCCUGUUCUCCUGACCUUUCAACUCUAACAUCGGGUCGAGCUCAGAGUUCACCUGGGGGUCAGGCACCACCCAUCUGCCACAGCCACUCUGACCUCCAGCUUCCCAGCCUCCCGGGGAUCUUGACUUCACGCUGA
Molecule: messenger RNA, 2274 nt
Organism: Oncorhynchus keta (chum salmon)
Lineage: Eukaryota; Metazoa; Chordata; Actinopteri; Salmoniformes; Salmonidae
Gene: smcr8b
Product: Smith-Magenis syndrome chromosome region, candidate 8b
Exons: 7
Coding region: 1-2274 (757 amino acids)
Cellular component (GO): guanyl-nucleotide exchange factor complex
Source: RefSeq, a predicted model, not a curated record